Molecule: messenger RNA, 992 nt
Organism: Mya arenaria
Lineage: Eukaryota; Metazoa; Mollusca; Bivalvia; Myida; Myidae
Exons: 2
Coding region: 111-734 (207 amino acids)
Molecular function (GO): zinc ion binding
Source: RefSeq, a predicted model, not a curated record
GUUGACAUUGGUUACGUAUGAAAUAAAUAUAGCUCUCUGUUGACAAAGUUUCAUCAACUGUGUUCUUGUUCAGAUGCUUUAAACGUGUCAACGUCUGUAAAGAAAUAAAAAUGGAAAUAGUGUGUGACACUUCUUCGAAAACAACUUCUGAUUCGGAAUACGACUAUACAUGUUCCCCUUGUAAUGACGAAGAACUUAACAAAGAGGCUCAGUAUUUUUGCGGAGAAUGUGCCCAGUUUUACUGCAACGAAUGUGAACAAUGGCACAAGAAGAUACGCAAAAGACACGUCGUUUUGGGACGCGAAGACAGUAGGCAAUGGUUGCAGGCGCCUAUUCAAAGUGUAGUUGAAGAUUUAGAACGAUGCAAAAAGCACCCCAACAAGGCACUAGAGUUGUAUUGUGGCGGCCAUGAUCAACUUUGCUGUCAUCUAUGUGUUGCUAAUAACCACAGCAACUGUUCGGUCGUCAAGCAUAUUCCAGUCUUAGCUAGAGGAUUCCGCGAAACUGAGACGUUUAAAAAACUGCCAUACGAGGUUAAAAACUACGGAACCAGCUCCUGGAGUUUAGAGAGUCACGAGAGAAGAGUAAAGAGAAGCUUGAAAAGUCUCGGGAUAAAGUGCUGGACGAUAGCAAGGUUCUACGUAAAAAAAAUAAUGAAAUUCUGGAUAAAUCGAAGAAAGAACAAUAAAAGAAAUGAACAGAAUCAUGGCGCCGUUAACUACAAAUCUGACUAAAGAUGUUCACAAGUGUUACGAUAUGCGUGAUCGUCUGAAAUAAUUAAUAGAUGAGAUAAAAACAAAGACCAUUAAAAGUGAAUCUCUUUCAUACGUUGGAUUCACAAAAUGUAAGGGCUUAAUGUCCGAGGCGAAAACCGUAUGCAAGAAAAUGAUAACAACCAAGGACUAUGAAUUAGUCUUUCAAACAGGGUCAAACGUAGAAACUACCGUUUCCUCAAUUGACACUUUUGGGGAUAUAUUUGAUGCAAAUCAUGU